AUGGGCUGGCGUGCAAUAUUUUGGCCCCAACAGCUGGCAACUGAUUCGCCAUUGGACUCCCCAAUGGAUCAAGACUCACUAGUCCAAUGUCAGGCGAGACCUAUUGGGAGAAAGGCGGCAAAGGCCAAGAGAUGGAGCACUUCGAACCAUGAAUGUGCACAAUUUUUGGAGCAAAUUGCUUGGAACGGCACACUGAGAAUUGAGAGAGACUUGAAAAGAAAAGAAGCAAACAAGGCACGACAUGAAGCAUUUGCAAUUCAAAGGCAGCAGGCACAAGAACAAGACAUGGAUGACAGAUAG
This is a messenger RNA of Prunus armeniaca (apricot), 300 nucleotides long. Lineage: Eukaryota; Viridiplantae; Streptophyta; Magnoliopsida; Rosales; Rosaceae. The record is from the annotation of a GenBank genome assembly.